Clarias gariepinus (North African catfish) is the source of this 993-nucleotide messenger RNA. Its product is annotated as trace amine-associated receptor 13c-like. The coding region runs from base 1 to 993 and encodes 330 amino acids. Lineage: Eukaryota; Metazoa; Chordata; Actinopteri; Siluriformes; Clariidae. The transcript has a single exon. The record is from RefSeq and is a predicted model, not a curated record. Gene Ontology annotation, biological process: G protein-coupled receptor signaling pathway. Gene Ontology annotation, molecular function: trace-amine receptor activity. Gene Ontology annotation, cellular component: membrane.
AUGAACCUGACAGAGUUUAAUCAGUCUGAUCGCUGUGAGCAUUUCUCCUGUCCAGAGAGAUCUGUAUCUCCUGCAGUUUAUAUCUUACUGUAUGUGUGUUCAGCUGCUGUGGUUCUGCUAACAGUGUGUGGAAAUCUGCUCGUCAUCAUCUCUGUUUUUCACUUCAAGCAGCUUCACACACCGACUAACAUGCUUGUGCUCUCUCUGGCUGUCUCGGAUUUCCUUGUUGGUUCUUUUGUAAUGCCUUCAAUGUUUAUUUGGACGAUUGAGUCAUGCUGGAUAAUCGGAAGAGGUUUCUGUAUCUGUUUUUUGGUAAUUAGUGGUUUCAUCACAACCUCAUCUAUUUAUAAUAUUGCUCUGAUCGCUGUGGACCGAUAUUCAGCUUUGUCAAACCCAUUUUUUUACACAACCACCAUUUCUAAGAGACUUAUUUGCAUUGUGAUUUAUUUUAACUGGUCUGUGUGUUUAGUGUAUAACACAGCAGUUUUUUUUUUCAAUGGAAGCUUCACAAGUUCUGUAAUGUGUCCUGGAGAGUGUUACCUUUUUAUGAAUGAAGUUUCUUCUAUAAUUGACCUUAUAUAUUCAUGUAUAUUUCCCCUUUCUGUCAUAAUCAUAUUGUAUACUAUGGUUUUUGUGAUUGCUAAGAAACAUGCCACUGCUAUCAGAGAGCUCAAGAAUCACACACGGCCUAAAACACUGAAAAUCUCCUCACAGUCAAUGAAAUCUGAGAGAAAAGCAGCUAAAGUCCUCGGCAUUUUAGUGUCUGUGUUUCUGGUUUGUUUAAUUCCUUAUUUUAUUUAUAGUUUGUUAGGUGGUGUUAUUGAACUACAGACAGAAACCCUUCCUAAAGUCCUUGUUAUAAUUCAUCUCAAUUCCACCAUUAAUCCAUUUAUUUAUGCUCUGUUUUACCCGUGGUUUAGGAGGUGCAUUCAAUUAAUUAUAACUUUGCAAAUAUUUCAGCCUGACUCUGCAUUAAUCAAUGUUCUGUCAUGA